AUGGUUGCUGCUGGAAAAUUAUACUCUUGGGCAGAGUUGGCCAAGCAUAACACUGAGGAAGACUGUUGGGUCGCAAUCGAUGGCAAAGUAUAUGAUAUCACAAAAUGGCUCCCAAUACAUCCAGGUGGCAAGAAUAUACUGUUGUUGUCAGCAGGUCGUGAUGUGACCAACUUGUUUGAAAGUUACCAUUUGGUCUCUGAUAAGCCACAGGCUUUGUUGGAGAAAUACCAAGUGGGAGUUGUGUCGACAUUGGAGCAUCCAAAGUAUGUGGUCAAGAGCAAGUUCUACGCCACUCUCAAGGAGCGAGUCCGUGCACACUUUAAGAACACAGCACAGGACCCACAGUCAUCUGUGGCCACUCUCACUCGUGUGGCACUGGUCAUUCUCUUCCAAAUUGCCAUGUACUAUGUGUCAGUGUUCACCACUACCAACUUCCUCGUGUGUUGCGUCCUUGCUCUCCUUCAUGGCUUUGCUGAGACCAUGUUGGCCAUGCAUCUGAUGCACGACGCCUGUCACGCUGCACUCUCACACAACCCAACAGUGUGGAAGUGGUUGGGAUACCUGUUCGAUAUGAUGUCAGGUGCCUCGUUCUACGCAUGGAACCAUCAACACGUCGUAGGCCAUCAUCUGUACACUAACGUCCGUGGAUCCGACCCAGAUGUUGGAGAGGCCGAGUUUGACUUCCGUAUUGUCACACCAUACACUCCACGUCUAUGGUUCCACAAGUACCAACACAUCUAUGCACCAAUCCUCUAUGGUCUCUACGCCUUCAAGACUCGUGUCUGGGACUUUGAUGCCUUUGUCAGAAAGUUCAACGGACCAAUCCGUGUCAACGACCCACAAUCAGGUGAUCUAAGCUUCUACCUGUUGGGCAAGUUGUUCUUUGUCGUCUUCCGCGUCGUUCUGCCAUUGGCCUACCACGACUUUACCAAGGCUGCAAUCUAUUUUGUCCUGUCCGAGCUGGUCUUUGGAUACUGGCUUACCUUCACCUUCCAGGUGUCACACAUUGCUGGCAAUCUUACAUUCUACGGCACACCAGGCAAGCCAGAGGAGCCAUCAGAGUUUGAUGAGGACUGGGCCGUCUCCCAGAUGAAGACCACUCAAGACUACGCACAUGGUUGCGUGUUGACCAACUUCCUCACUGGAGGUCUUAACCACCAGGUCGUUCACCAUCUAUUCCCAUCGAUUGCGCAAGACUACUAUCCACAACUGGUGCCAAUCGUCAAGGAUGUCUGCAAGCAAUUCAACAUCACAUAUCAUAUCCGCGACAACUUCAAGGAUGCAUUCCAAUCACACAUUGACCAUCUCUACCACAUGGGCAAUGAUCCAGCCUUUGUACAGCUUCCAUUGUCAAACAAAAACACAAAGAAGAGCAACUAA
Messenger RNA from Acytostelium subglobosum LB1, 1380 nucleotides. RefSeq lists its product as hypothetical. The record is from RefSeq and is a predicted model, not a curated record. The transcript is spliced from 2 exons. Gene Ontology annotation, molecular function: oxidoreductase activity, acting on paired donors, with oxidation of a pair of donors resulting in the reduction of molecular oxygen to two molecules of water. Gene Ontology annotation, cellular component: membrane. NCBI's taxonomy places the organism in Eukaryota, Evosea, Eumycetozoa, Acytosteliales, Acytosteliaceae. Gene Ontology annotation, biological process: lipid metabolic process. The coding region runs from base 1 to 1380 and encodes 459 amino acids.